Molecule: messenger RNA, 390 nt
Organism: Fonsecaea multimorphosa CBS 102226
Lineage: Eukaryota; Fungi; Ascomycota; Eurotiomycetes; Chaetothyriales; Herpotrichiellaceae
Exons: 3
Coding region: 1-390 (129 amino acids)
Source: RefSeq, a predicted model, not a curated record
AUGACUUCCUCAGCCCCCGCCUCGGUGCAAGAACACCGCAACCUCAUCCCCAUCAACAACUUCAUCUCGUCAACCGGCAGCCACGGCUCCCUCAUGGUGACCGACGUCUACAUUUUUCCCGAGAAGCUGGACGAGUUUAUUGCGAUCGUGACGCCCGUGGUGCACCACAUGCGCGCCAUGCCCGAGUGUCUGUUCUGCGAAAUCUCCCAGGACCCGACGGACCCGGCGCAUAUACGGAUUCAGCACAGCUGGACCAAAGGGACCGAGUGGUUUACGGGCGCCUGCGAAUCUCAGCAAUGGUUUGCCGACUACGUCAAGGGACUCGCCGGCAUCGCCGACAAGAGCAGAGGCCGGAGCGUUUCGCAUUUCAAUCGCAUCCCCAUCGACUGA